AUUGUUUUAAAUACUUUUUUGAAAUAAAGCGAAGGAACGUGGCAUCAUAUAAAUACCACGAAGUUUGGCUGCUUUCGACUAGUGACUAAAUGCACGGUGCGAUUUUAGCAGUGGGACCCUUUUUCGUCUACUUUCCACCAUAGUUGUAACAGGUUGCACAUUCCCGCCAAACGUCGCCACCCCUCUGCGUGUAAAGAACAUUCUAUCGUCUGCAUUUUGCCUGUUUGAUACACACGCACGUUAGAUACACACGUACGUUCGUCGCAUCCGCACUCUUGACCGAUUUUCUCGAAAUCAUUAUCUCGAACCUCUCGCAGGAAUUGCUAACUUGACCUCAUUUUGAACAAACUUGCGCUAAUUAUUUUCUGUCUCAAGUCUCUCCAACGGACGUGGAUACAAUAUGGAAAGGAAAGUGAUUACUAAACACAGUAGGCAUCAAACGAGUUCUCGACGUCGCUUCACCGACGAUGGCGGAUGGGAGCAACAACCAAUGCCUAGUCGACUCGGUCUGGAGCAACGCUUCGGCGAUGUCGUCCACUUCGAUGAUGAUUUGGGCGACUUCCCUGCUCACCCUCAAUCAUCGCAGUACUACGUGACGUCGAGGCCGACUGCGACCGCCAUGGUGCCUUCGAGGAGGAUGGAGGUCGCUAGUAUGCCUCCGCUGAGGAUGGGUAGGACACCCAUUCCCGUGUCGACGGGGGAUGUCAUGAUGACCGAUACCGACUUCAAAGUCGCUGUCGACGUCAGUAACUUUGACCCAGAGGACAUCGAAAUCAAGAUCGUUGAAUCCGAGUUGACCGUGCACGGUAAACACAUGGAGAAGCAGGACGACCACGGGAAGAUCUCCCGGGAGUUCACCCGUCGUUACACCCUCCCACCCGAUGUCGACCCCACUACUGUGACGUCAUCAUUAGGUCAAGAUGGCAUCCUGGCUAUCUCAGCCCCUCGCAAUCCUCCCAAACCUAAGAACCAAAACAUCCCUAUCAAAGUGGAGAGUAAACCAGCAAUCAGUGGUGCUAAGAAGUAAAGUACAUCAGAUAGUUCGCCAGAUAUUUAAAUAACUGUCUUCGCUUAGGCAUGUGUAGAUUUUAUAAAUUAAAAUUGUUGAAUAGUAUGCAUGAUGACUGGAUUGUGAUUGCCUUGCUUGGUGUCAUAAAAUAGAGGCUAAAAUAACGAAACAGAAGUAUUCUCAAAAUGGAGGCCCUUGUCCCCCAAAUAUCGUUCAUUGUUUAAAAAUAUAUCAUGAUUGCUGAAUGAGUUGUUUAACAAAACAUAUCACAUCACUCAUGUACAGGCCCCUUUGCGCUUUGGAAUAUAAAUUGGUAAUUUCAAUUGUGUAUAAAUACCUAAACAAUGUGAAACCAUUUGACAUUUUCUACUGCUUCUGUAUAUCUAAUAGUUUUAAUACGAUCUUUAACCUUACCUCAACCUGGCCUCUACGCUGUGUCAAAUUACCAAAUCAGACAUAAUUAUUAUAAUAAAAAUAGAUAUUGAUCACAUAUUGAUAAAUUUCUUAAAGGCAUGCAUUGUUUAACAAUGUUAAAUCUGAGAUGCACGGCCCUACGUGUUAUCAGUG
Molecule: messenger RNA, 1576 nt
Organism: Strongylocentrotus purpuratus (purple sea urchin)
Lineage: Eukaryota; Metazoa; Echinodermata; Echinoidea; Camarodonta; Strongylocentrotidae
Product: alpha-crystallin B chain
Exons: 4
Coding region: 401-1027 (208 amino acids)
Biological process (GO): protein refolding; response to heat
Molecular function (GO): protein folding chaperone
Source: RefSeq, a predicted model, not a curated record